GAAAAAAGGGGGCGGGGCAUGGUACCAAAGAGGAGUUUCGCAAUAUUGCCUUUGUGCUGCCCUUUGCACGGGAGAUAGCUGACGCACUUUGAAGAAGAAGCGCCGACAUGACGGAACUAAACGGGACCACCUGGUCCAAGAAGACCGGAAGGGGGGAGGACGGUUCUGAAGAGUCCUUGAUGGCGGAUCUGAGCAGGAUGGUGCAGACCCUGGUGAAGGAGAGCAGCUGGUGGGAGAGGAGGGGCUUGGACUGCAGCAUCCUGGUGGCGGCCUUCCUCUGCCUGCCCGUCGCCUUCCUGCUGCUGCGUUCAGGUGACAUCCUGUGCUUCACUUCCGGCCUGCUGCUGAUGGGCGUGGCUCACGCCACCAUCACCGUUAAGGGGAACCACCUUGCCAGUCAUGGCGCCCUAAGCGAUUCGCCAACGUGGACCAAGUUCUGGGCCAUCUUCUUUAUCGAGAUCUGCGGUUCGUUCUCGGCGCAGGCCGGCGUCCACGCGCACGUGAAGCUGCAUCACGCUCACACCAACGUCAUCGGCCUGGGCGACUCCAGCACGUGGAAGGUGCCCCUCCUCCCUCGCCUGGUCUACCUCUUCAUCGCGCCGCUAAUGUUACCGAUCAUGACGCCGCUGGUCGCCGUGGCUCAUCUCCGAGGGUGCUCGCCGUGGCUGGUGGCGAGGACGCUGCUGAUGAUCCUGCUGGGUCUGUACUCGCAGUACUGGCUGCUCGCCAACGUGUCCGGGUUCCGCACGCCACUUGGCGCCGUGCUGUGCAUGUUGGCGUGCAGAGCCAUGUUCUCCUUGCCCUUCAUCCAUGUCAACAUCUUUCAACACAUCGGCCUGCCCAUGUUCAGCCACGUCCGCCGACCCAAGCGGAUCCUCCAGAUGACGCACGGCGUGCUCAACCUGCGGAGGAACCUUCUGCUGGACUGGACCUUCGGACACUCGCUCAUCAGCUGCCAUGUGGAGCACCACCUCUUCCCCUUCCUGUCCGACAACAUGUGCCUGAAGGUGAAGCCCGUGGUGAGCCGUUACCUGAACGCCAAGAAACUUCCAUAUCAGGAGGACGCUUACUUUUCCCGCCUCGGCCUUUUCUUCCACAAAUAUCAAGACCUGAUGGUGGCAGCCCCCCCCAUCACUGAGCUGGUUGGCCUGCAGUGAUCACCUGACUCGCACUGAACUUUCCUGAUUGCCCCUGAAUGUAACUUUGGCUAUCACAACAAGUAAAAACUAAACUAAACUAAA
This is a messenger RNA of Doryrhamphus excisus (bluestripe pipefish), 1241 nucleotides long. It is a transcript of the gene fads6, whose product is annotated as fatty acid desaturase 6. Gene Ontology annotation, biological process: lipid metabolic process. Gene Ontology annotation, cellular component: membrane. Gene Ontology annotation, molecular function: oxidoreductase activity, acting on paired donors, with oxidation of a pair of donors resulting in the reduction of molecular oxygen to two molecules of water. The record is from RefSeq and is a predicted model, not a curated record. Lineage: Eukaryota; Metazoa; Chordata; Actinopteri; Syngnathiformes; Syngnathidae.